UGUGAGUGGUGCCACGUCUCAAUGUCCAGCCGUCGGUUUCAUUGGUUCACCCCCUUUGCCGCCGUCAAUUUAAUUUUACAUGUGAAUAUCAUUUAAAAAAAGACCCUUCUUGGCAGCCAACCCGCCGCCAGCAUCUCAGCUUGUCUCCAGUUGUCACCCAUGUCGACCCAUGUCACCAAGCGAUCGAAGCAGGUGCUAGAUCCACCACAGUUUCAUGUUCGCCCUGGUCCAGCCCCUGAUCUGCAUCGCUUUGAACGGCAACCACAGCAUUGGAUGGCCGGUCGUAUAGCCUUGACGCUUUUGCACUGGGCAUUCGCCUUGUGGACCCUGAUAAAAGCAUGGUCAAGUCGAAGCUGGAUCUUCAUCUUGCAACAUGUUAUAUCUCGUGACAUUCCAAAAGCCAUUGAGACCGACAGGGCCCGCCUCACAAAGAUUCCCCAUCACCUUGCUGUCAUUGUGUCGCAAGAACAAGCUUGGACCAACCGAUCACCCGCACAGUGGGAUGCCAUUAUCCAUGAUAUUUGCAAUACGUGUGUGUGGUCUUCGGAGCUAGGUAUAAAAGAAGUGUCUGUAUUUGAACAAUCAGGUUACCUUAAGCGACGAGAGUCUCACAUCCAGAAGCAGCGUGCAAAAGCUUUUGAAGAGUACCAUAUGUGCAGCACUGGAUCGAACGGCAGUAGUGUACAAUCCACCCCGUCAAAAGGUUUCAAAUUGUCAAUUUUUGCAUUGGAGGAUGGAAAAAACUAUGUGGCACAAGUCACUAAGCAAAUGGCCGUGGCAGUAACGGAAGAAGACCGGUUUACCAGCGACAACAUCAAUGUCCAACUAGUAGACAAGUGGAUGUCAGAGAGGAUAUCCGAGCCGGAAAUCGCCAUGAUUUGCUAUGGCACUGCACACAACUACAUAGAGCUCAGUGGAUUCUUUCCAUGGCACAUGCGGCUAACGGAGUUCAUUAAUAUACCAUCCCACAAAUCCAUAUCAUAUCCACUGUUUAUAAGGGCUAUGUAUAAUUAUUCCAAAGUAGAGCAGCGGUUUGGACGAUGAUUUGUCAAAUCAAUCCAUAUACACUCCACCAUUUGGCAUGAGGCCAUUAGAGCAAAAAGGCACCAAUGUGCUAUCAUCCCCUCUUUUUUUUCAAACCAAUGCUCUCUUGUAUCAUCAUUACAUAUCGCAUACAGUCUAGAAUAAAAUAUAUAAUACAUCAUGGU
Molecule: messenger RNA, 1208 nt
Organism: Umbelopsis ramanniana AG
Lineage: Eukaryota; Fungi; Mucoromycota; Umbelopsidomycetes; Umbelopsidales; Umbelopsidaceae
Exons: 5
Coding region: 160-1044 (294 amino acids)
Cellular component (GO): dehydrodolichyl diphosphate synthase complex; endoplasmic reticulum membrane
Molecular function (GO): ditrans,polycis-polyprenyl diphosphate synthase [(2E,6E)-farnesyl diphosphate specific] activity
Source: RefSeq, a predicted model, not a curated record